CGAGACUUUAUUUAGUUUGGUUGAAACAAACUUAUGAUCAUAUGUUGGUAGUAUACGCGAAUUACCGCCACAGUUGUUAUGUUUCGGCAAUGAAUACGGUUUUAUAUUUUUAACUAAAAAUUGUGACGAAGUGCAUUGAGAUAAAAAGCUAAUCAUAUAAAUGAACAUGGAUUCCAAUAUUGAUAUGGAAUUAGCAACUAGUCAAACUCAAAAGGAUUCAUCUACAGAAAAUGAAUCUGCUGAAAAAACAAGUGAAAAUAUUACCGCAAGUGAAGAACAGAAAUUAUUAAUGUCAAAAGAAGAUGAAAAAGUUAUCGAUGCAAGUGAAAGUAAUGAUAAAAUAAACAUAGAUAAUGAAAUAAAAGAAAAACUAUCUGAUGAAAAUGUGAAAAGUGAUGAAGUAGUAAGUAAUGAAGAAUUAUCAAGUACUACAUGUGAAGAGAAUAUAUCUGAAGAAGAUAACACAAGAGUGAAGGAGUUAUCUUUACUAGAAAAUAAUACAAAUGUUACAAUUAAGGAAUGUAAUAAUAUACAUUCAUUAACUUUACAUGAAAAUGUAGCAGAGAAUGUUUUACAAGAUAAAUGUUCAGCAGAAUUAACAAUAUCCAACACUACUGAUAAAAAUGAUAUAGAUAAAUUACCAGAUAAUACCAACGUAGUAGAAUGUACAGAAUCUCAAAAAUGUUUAGAAGAUAUAUCAAAUGAAAUAGAAAAUGUGGAACGCGCAAAUAUCAAUGAUUCCUCCGGUUUGACCUUAACAGAAAAAGAAUUUGUUGAAAAUGUCUUAGAAGAUAUUCAAGUAAAUAUAUCUUCAGUUAAUGAAAAAAAUGAUUCAGAUAAUAAGAGUAAUUCAAAGGAAAUAUCAGAAGGUAGCAAUGCAAAUAUAACAGAGAAAAACAUUGUAGAACCAGAAAAUACCGAAUUUGUGCAAUUUUCUCAAGAAAAGCAUGGAGAUAUACAGAUUGAAAAUCAGUCUAUAGAUGCUGAAGAUCCUUUUGGGGGAGAUAGCCUCAUAACAGAAAAUAUUGAAUCUCUGGAUACUGAUGAUCUUAGUGAAGCUAAUAUAGGUUUCUCCAAAUUGUGCAAUCAAGCUGAUAAUUUGCAAAGUAGUUUUAAUAUUGAUAAAAAGGAUAACAAUGAAGGAAAUAAAGACAGUUCUAUUGAUAUUCUGCAUUCUCCAAAUGCUAUACUAGAUUCGCAGGAUACUAAUAAAGAUAGUAAUGAAAAUUCAGUUCAACCAAAACAGAAUGAAAAUUUAAAUACAGACAUUGGAGAUUCAACAGAAAAAUCUGAUGAUCAAACAAAGAAAUCUGUCGAUGAGAUAGCACCAAUGGAUGAACAAUCUAAUGUUCUACCAGGACAAGAUGAUGAGUUAUGUAUUAUUCCAGAUAGUAUGAAAGUCAUAAUUCCUGAGCAAGCAGAAAAAUCAAACUCUAAUAAUGAAGAAUCAAUGCAUGAAGAUAACAAUGAGCAAAAUGAAAUUAAACAAACAUGUGAAAACAAUGAACCAAAUGAUGAUGGAAACAAGGAUUUGCAUCAAGAUGCAGAGGAAUCAAAUGCUGUAAACGAAUCUAUUGUAACGCAUGCUAAAGGAACCAGAGCAGAGACAGAUUCAAUUAAUAAAGAUACAGAUAUCACAGCAGAUGUUAUUAAUAUCGACGAAGAGUCAAAAAAUUCUGAAAUUGAAGAAAUCACGGCCAAAGAAAUUUGUAAACAAUGUAAUGAAGAAAGAUCAUGUAAAAUUAAAGUAAAAAUUGGGUUUGAUACUUAUAACGUAUGUUCAAAAACCUGUAAAGCAUUAUUCAAAGUUGCUAAUAAUAAAGCAAUGGAUAUACCCAGUGAUGGAGUUAAUUCCAAAAGAGAAAAACGUUGUGCAAACUGUUUGUUAAUUGUUGAACAUAAUGAUGAACGUAAUCUUUCUUGGGAAACAAUGGAAUUCUGUAAUGAAGAAUGUCUAGGUAAAUUCCAAACAAAAUAUGGAAGUUACUGCAGAAAUUGUAAUGGUUCAGUACAGGCUGUAAGUUUAGGAAAAUACUGUGUACGAUUUGGUUAUGAUGUUAGACAAUUCUGUUGUUCCACAUGUUUAGAGGAAUUUAAGAAAGGUCUAAAAGUAUGCAGUUAUUGUCAAAAAGAUAUAAGCUCUAGUACAGAAGGUUUUCUUGCGCCAGUUGGCGAAAAAGGGCAAUUUAAGGAUUUUUGUACUCAAGAAUGUAUGGAAAAAUAUUCAAAAAUGAGUUCUGUUGAACCUCCAAAUAUGGAAAAGAAAUGCUGCAGCGUUUGUCAAGAAGAAAAAAUUGUUCAUUGUGAAGUUCAAAUAGACAGGUCUGAUCCAGUAGCUAUAUGCAGUGAGCCAUGUUUUGCAGCAUUUAAAUUUGUAAAAAAAGUUGAUCCUGAACAGUGCUCUACUUGCAAAAAAUUUUUUGAAUUACCUAACAAAAAAAGUUCUGUUGUAUUUUAUGAGAAUGAAGCUCAUACGUUUUGUUCUAAAACUUGUUUAAAUAUAUUUAUUAUUACCAAUAGAAAAAUUGUUCCUUGCAAUUGGUGCAAAGUAAAAAAAUAUAAUUUUGACAUGAUCAAAAAAGAACUAAAAACUGGUCAAGUAAUGAUGAUGUGCAGCUUAAAUUGCCUAACAUUGUAUCAGGUUUCCAUCAACGCAGUUUCAGCAAAACGAAUAAACUGUGACUUCUGUAAAGAAUUUUCUCAAGCACAAUAUCAUUUAACGAUGUCAGAUGCAACAAUACGAAAUUUUUGUUCAUACCACUGUGUAAUGAAUUUUCAAGCUCAGUAUACUAAAUCUCCGAUUACGAUACCAACAGGUGAUGACCCUGUACCUACCGGUAUGCCUAAAAGGACAUUACCUCAAAGGAGCAUAAAUUCCAAUAAUCAAAAAGCUAAUGAUAUACAAAAUAAAAAAAAUAUGCCUGUAAUUUCUUCUGUGACAAGUUUAGCCACAAUUGGAAAUGGUCAAUCCAGUCCGACAACUCAACAAAACAGUGUAAAUAAUAUGUUAGUACCUUCAGUUGCUAUUAGCCAAAAUCAAACGCCUCAAGUAAUUUAUAAGCAGCAUAUUAUAACGAGACCACCGAGUCCAGUUCAAAUUCACAAUAAAAUAACUCAAUGUAAGCCCGUGAUGCACACAAAAGGAGUUUCAGUACGUCCACACCCUUAUACAAAAGCUACACAGACGGAUGGAAUUCAGCAAGCAGUUGUACCGAUUCCAGUUCCAAUUUAUGUUCCAUUUCCAGUACAUAUGUAUACUAUGCCUUUUCCAGUUCCAUUACCUUUUCCAUUGCCAAUUCCUGUUCCUAUUUUUAUACCAACAACAAGAAAUAGUGCUAAGGGAAUAUUUAAAGAAAUCAAAAGAAUACAAGAAAAAAUACCAGCAGAUCCUUUUGAAGCUGAACUUCUUAUGAUGGCAGAAAUGGUUGCAACAGAAAAAAAAACCAAUGAGACUGAUUCAGAUUCUACAGAUGAUAGAGACGAAGAUGCCGCUGAUCGUGAUCAUUCGCAUAGUGGAGGUUUCAGUCCAGAAGGUGUCGAUUCUAGUAAUACAUUUGGUGACGAUAUGUUACAAAUGGCCUUGAAAAUGGCCACUGGAGAAUUAGAUGAGCCAGCUGUUGAUUUAGAAGCUGCUUUAACUCCAAAUACUAUUACUGCUACGCAAGCACCAGCACAAUCUGAUACAGCUAUUGAAAAUGAUGUUCAAUCAGAACGGCUCAUUGUUCCUUCUCGGGGAAGAAAACGAAUGGCUCCAUAUAAACCACGAUCUACACCAAAUAAACGAGGAAGGCGCGUGUCUGGUGCUAACGAUAUGCCUUUGAUGCCACCUCCUGAACCCCAACCUCCGCCUCAACCUAGAAUAAUAGAACCCAUAGAAAAACCAGAUGCCAAUAUGGCACUCAAAUAUACUUUUGGAGUAAAUGCGUGGAGACAAUGGGUAAUUGCAAAAAAUGCUGAAUUAGAAAAACAAAGUACACCUAUGAGAAAAAUGAAAUUAUUUAAGACGGAUCUUUUGCAACUCACAGCCGAUGAAUUGAAUUAUUCAUUAUGCCUUUUUGUGAAAGAAGUACGAAAGCCAAAUGGAACAGAAUAUGCUCCUGACACGAUAUAUUAUCUCUGCUUAGGAAUUCAACAGUAUUUGUUUGAAAAUAACAGAAUAGACAAUAUUUUCACAGAUACAUAUUAUGAAAGAUUUACAGAUUGUUUAAAUGAAGUUGCAAAAAAAUUUUCCGUUCUUUAUAAUGACACACAAUACAUUGUAACAAGGGUUGAGGAAGAACAUUUAUGGGAAUGUAAACAAUUAGGUGCUCAUUCUCCUCAUGUACUUUUAAGUACUUUAAUGUUCUUUAACACUAAACAUUUUAAUCUUGUAACAGUAGAAGAGCAUAUGCAAUUAUCAUUUUCACACAUCAUGAAACAUUGGAAACGUAAUCCAGCUACCCAACCUGCUGCAGGAGCAGGAAAAGUUCCAGGUUCUAGGAACGUUCUUCUUCGUUUUUAUCCGCCACAAUCAGCAUUGGGCAAUUCACGUAAAAAAAAAGUAUAUGAACAACAGGAAAAUGAAGAAAAUCCAUUAAGGUGUCCAGUCAAAUUAUACGAGUUUUACUUGUCUAAAUGUCCAGAGAGCGUUAAAACUCGGAACGAUGUGUUCUAUUUAUUGCCAGAAAGAAGUUGUGUACCGGACAGCCCAGUAUGGUAUUCAACAUCUCCUUUGGCUAAGGAACAUCUCAUAAAAAUGUUAUAUCGCAUUAAAAUGGUUAAAGAAAUUAAUGUGGCAUUAUUAACUAGCUAAUUUCAUGUUUGCAUAUUUAUCUUUCCCCAGUUAAUUCGAAUAUCAUGAUAUGCAAAAAAUAAUUGUUCCCUUAUACAUGAGAAUGUUCAAAAAAUGAAAUGAUGUGUAAUUUUUAGUGUCAUUGAAAUUUUAUAAUUUCUAUUGUAUAUUUUUCACUUCCUAAUAAAACAAAAUGUAUUAUUAAUGAAAUCUUUUAGAAUCUUAGUAUAAAACAUAUCCAAACGAAAUUGCUAUUACAACAAAUAUAUAUUUAUAAAUUAUAUAUGUAUAUCUAUAUUUUUACAAAUAAUUAGA
Molecule: messenger RNA, 5086 nt
Organism: Frieseomelitta varia
Lineage: Eukaryota; Metazoa; Arthropoda; Insecta; Hymenoptera; Apidae
Gene: woc
Product: zinc finger MYM-type protein 3
Exons: 12
Coding region: 161-4792 (1543 amino acids)
Molecular function (GO): zinc ion binding
Source: RefSeq, a predicted model, not a curated record